AUUAGGGGUCAUAUCAGCCAAAAUUGCACCUUCAUCAUAAAGAACUACUUGACAGGGGGUCUUCUGUAUUAUGGGCAUUUAUCAAUGAGAGGGGCAGAUCAAAUUUGUAAUGAAGAGUUGUGGCAAGGUACAUCAAAAGCUGGGGAGGGACAUUUAGCACAGGUUUUGUGGGCAAAGGCAAAGGAUGAGGGUUUUCAAGUAGAAUUAGAUUGGCAGGAUGCCGAUUCUUCAUCAGCAGAGGGAUUUAGGUACUCAUUUGAAAAUGAGCAAGAUUCGAGAAUUAUGCCGUGUGGGGGACAUUUGGGGAGGGCUCAUGGUAAAAAGCUUACUGAACUUCAAACAAAAAGCUGUUUCAGUAAGGCAUUUCUUGACAGCCUCAAGAAGGAUUUCCCUCAGAUGGAAAAGUUAAAAUGCUGUUGUUCUGGAAAAAAGCAUACGUAUGUCGCAAAAAGAAACAAGCCUGUAUGUGGUUGCAUCAGUCCAGCAUUUAUACAGAAUGCAAAGCGCAAGCAUUACUGUGCACUAGUCCAGGCUAGACGGGACCCUGGUAAAUACAGGGAGACAAUGCUAUGCUUGGGAAAAUACCAUUCCCGAGACAUACAUGAAUGGGAGGGUGGUUAUUGUAAAUUUCAUCCCUUAAAAAAAUGUAGUUGUAAGGAAUGUCAAGUCGAUGAAGAGGGAUUUUGCCUUGAAUUAAAAUGCCCUGGGGAACCAUACCAUUCGUCCCAUGUUUUAAAGUGUGAGUUUCAUGCUCUUUGUUAUGAAAUAGAAUGUUCUGGAAGGGCUGCUGAUGCAGAAAAAGUUAUUGAUCCUGGGUUGGGAAAGGGCCAUUCAAACCUCCCAGAAGCAACAUUUAGUGUCCUUACUAAGUUCAGGGCUAAGGAUGUCAAUCUGCAUCAAAAGCACUAUGCAGCAUCAACAAAUUUGGGCCUAAUACAGGCAAAUAUGACAUGGUGCUGUAAGGAGAAGGGCCCAGAAUACCACUGGAUUGAAGAUCUAUAUUCCAGACUGGGCCUGCCACUCCUUGAUGGUAUCCAAGAAAUGGUAUGCUUUUUUUUCUUUUCACAUUUAGAGUAAAAAAUCUCUGUUGGUUUCAUCCCAUUGAUGAGUACCGGUAUAUUUCCUCAUUCAGGGAUAGACUGAAACUUGAUUUAUCCCAAAUUGUUGAUGCUUGUUGAUUUUUCUCUUGGUUUUUAUUAUUUUCCUUUUUUUGUCAACUGGUCAGGAAAGCAGGCUCUUACUUCGUGUAGAAGACACAGAUGACGUAAAACAAUAUAACAAAAAUCAUGAAACAAUACCUACUUACACUUUGAAAGCCCUGAAGACUCCUAAAGCCUUUGUUAUGACAGAUGUGUCUUCUACACCAAGUAGGAGCCGGAAAGCAACUGGUUUCGUCCAUUUUAUCGAGUGAACCCUUAUGAUCCUACACGUUAAUAUACCUUCUCUCUAAUACAUUCAUGAAACACUACUACCUGCUAGCCAAAAAGAUGACCUUCAAUUUAAUGUUACUUAUUUGGAAUAUGUUUUCAGUGUAAGAGUGACAAUGAAGAUCGCAUGAAACGUUUAGAGAGAAAAAGGACUGAAGAGGGAAAGAAGAAACGGGUUCAAUCAAAAAUUAACAGAACUGAAGAGCAAACACUAAGGUAAAGACAUUUGCAAAAAAAAAAUAUUAAAAUUAGGCAUGGCUUCAUGUAUCAGAAAAUUUAAAUUAUUAUUGAUUGAACCCUAAAGGUUUGUAUAGUACAUGCUUCGUUAUUCCAAUCUUUAUCUUGCCAAAUAAACCUUGAAAUAAUUUUAUUUACCCCUUUGCACAAAAUACUGAUAUAAACCCUGACACUUCAGUGUAAGAUUGGUUUAACUGCUGAGUAGGUGACCUUUUUGGUGAAAGGAUCAAACUGUCUUAUCUGAGUAGAGAUUUGUAAACAGCUUGUACCCAAUAGCUUUUGACCAACUAUUUGUGGAUGUUAUUUGUUAGAAAAAAAUAUAUCAAGAACUGCCAAAUAAGAUACACAUAUGGGGAGGAUGAAGACAAGGAAGAGGGGUACAAUGAAGAUGAUGCCUUGAUGAUAACAGAAAGAGCGAUCGCUAAUGGAAGCGCAAGACGUUCUCCUGUGUUAGCACCAGUUCCUGCACCUGAAGGAGCUAAUGUGGAAGUUGGAGGAAAGUCG
Molecule: messenger RNA, 2168 nt
Organism: Porites lobata
Lineage: Eukaryota; Metazoa; Cnidaria; Anthozoa; Scleractinia; Poritidae
Source: the annotation of a GenBank genome assembly